UAUUUGUAAACAAAUCUAUACUGAAAUUUCAAAGAUGCGAAUUAACGAUUGAUUUAUGCAACAUCUGGUUCAAAAUCAAUAACAUCAUUAUGCGGGAAAUGUGCAUUCGUUUGCUCUCUAAAUAAAAACAUUAGAUUUGAAAUCAGAUUUCUAUCUUUAGAUAAAUUAGCAGUAAAUAUGUGAAGUCUGUGUAUGGUUGUGACCUAAAUUCAAUAAAUAAUAGAUGUUCAGUUCAUUCCCGGCUUGAUUUAGAUCAGUGUAUAGUGAGACUGCUAGCAUGCUACGAGUGCAAGAAUUCGAUAUUUCUCACUGUAUCAAGAUGAUCAAGCAAGAUAAAGAUCUAGCAUGUUAAUUGUAACGUAUUCAAACAUUUUGAUAUAAGUCUACACUGCACCCCUGUGCAGUGUGAAUACAAUAUGUACAGUACAUGUCUGGAUUGCAUGGUGACAGAAUGGAUUAUAAAAAUCAAAGAGAUGAAGAUAUGAAGUUGCCAUACGACAAUUAUGAAAUGUUAAAAUACAGCUGAUGAGACUAACAUGUUCAGCUGGUCCCUCUGAGCAGUAUAUUACCAUUUUGUUCAAGAACAGCAACAUCCACAUCACAGAAUAUAAUGGCACGAACUACAGUUUCUAGCGAAACCUACAGAUCUUCAAAUCAAAUUGAGUCGCAAGUUGAUGUCAGGCAAAACAAUGAUGUGGUGAAGACCCAUACCAAUACAAAAACCCUAUGGGUGUUCCUUGGCUUUGGUGUGGUGCAGAUUGUCAUCGGGUUUCUGCUUGCAGUGAUUUAUUUCAGCAUCCGGGCACUUACCACAUCUCUUGAGUAUAUAGAAGUCAUUCCAACCUAUGCUAACGCUAUACUGAUUAUUUGCUCUGGAGUCUUAGUGCUUUGUUUAUACAAAAGAAGAGACAAAAUUAUUAUUAUAUCUGCCAUAAUCUUGUGUAUUGUCAGUUCAGUCCUUUGUGCAGCGGCAGGGGUGCUGACUAUGUUGCGUAUCAUGCAGACAUUCCAUAGAUUCUCAACUUGUGACUAUGACAACGAUGACCAUACAUGUAGGUGCUAUACAUCUGGGUUGAACGCUUUACCUCCAGGCAUUUACAUCUCAGAGCACAAAGAAUACAUUUUUCACAAGAGCAACAGCUGUGAAGUGAUCCAGAACAACCUUGUUGACUUCAUGUACGCCCUCUGCGUUCUCUACGGUGGUGGCAUCAUCAUCACUAUGGUUACCUCUGGCCUCGGCAUGAUUGUCUGUAAAAAUGAAAAGGAUCAAUCUUUUGUAUUAGAGCAUACCCAAGAUGACAUACACUUACAAGAAGCAGCUGGAGGUUUACAUUAUAAAAGUUCUAGUCAACGGAGUAAAUCUAGUCAAAAUACAAUACCACAGGAUGAAGCGCCAGACACAAGACUUGUAAGGGUGAGGAGAAGAGGAAGCUUACCAAGAUUGUCCAGCAAUUCAACAGACAAUGUGGGCAAUACUGGACAGCCACAGGUUAACCCCUCAUUUGUCCCAGAUAGUGAACAUCCACCUGGGAAUGGAAGAGUUAAUAAUGAAAAUGAGAAUGACUCUCCAGCAGUGACGAACCAUAUCUAUGAAAGUGUAGCUGAGAGUGCCCCCCAUGGACAACCAGUUCCCAGGACAUCACAAUGGUUCAGUGUUAACCCUUUGCUGCAAAUGCCUCGUCUCCACACCCAGGCCCUCAUUGGGAAUAGGCGCAGCACAGCAGCUUCCUGGGGAUCCCUUCCCAGUAUUGUGCAGGCUGAUUUCUCACCUAGUCCUGAUGAAAGAUCUCCCAACGGUGUUCAACAUCGGAUUCAAAGGCAUUCUUCUGUGAAUGUGUUGCCACGGCGACCACUUCAAAGAAACAGUAGCAAUGAGCUACCACCCGUCCCUCUUUCACGUCCAUAUAAUGCUCAGAGGAGGCUACCUCCUCAACCUUUACAGAGAGGAAGCAGUAUGGGUGUAGUCGACCUCCCUUUUAUGCCUGUUACAAGGUCACAGACUAGAGGAGGCACUGCCCUUCAGAGAAACAUUUCCCAAAGCUACCCUGUUCCUGAAAUCUACCCCACCCCUUUACCCAUGAUGCAUAUGUUUGGUGGUUACUCUGGGUAUUAUCCCAUGCCAACCAAUCAUACUUCAAUGAAUGCUAUUAUGAUGAAUUAUGGGUACCCUGAACCUCCUCCUCCAUAUUUCUCAGAGCCACCCCCAUAUAUUGAAAAUGAUACCGUCCCAGAGUACAUGUCAAGAAUGAACUCACCCACUGGAAGGGGUCAAAGCACACAAAGCAAUGAUGUGGAUGACUUCAUCACUGAACAACGACAAGCAGAGUCAUCUAGUGGCCAGAGCAGAAACCAUGGCUCAAAUGUAUUACAUUCCCAUGACAACCAAAGCAAUGAACUCACUGAACAUUUCAGAAGGUUCAGAAACAGAGGCAAUAAUUCAGGAGAUAUUGUCGAGACAGUCAUAUGAUAUGCUAAUAUAUAGUUGCUUUAGUAAAAACUUAUUAAUGUCACAAAAUACUGUCCUAGAAAUAUUGUUUUCAAGAAAUCUUUAUAUCUUUAUCCUUUUUCAAUCAGAAAUGCUAAUAAUAACAAUCAGUUUAAUGGUGGUGAAAUGUACCAUAAAAAGAAAUAUCGUCCCUUAAAAUAAAACCCAUUAUUGAAUCCCUCCCAGUAAAUAACCCCUAUAUAUUG
This is a messenger RNA of Owenia fusiformis, 2691 nucleotides long. NCBI's taxonomy places the organism in Eukaryota, Metazoa, Annelida, Polychaeta, Sabellida, Oweniidae. The record is from the annotation of a GenBank genome assembly.